Molecule: messenger RNA, 2039 nt
Organism: Chara braunii
Lineage: Eukaryota; Viridiplantae; Streptophyta; Charophyceae; Charales; Characeae
Source: the annotation of a GenBank genome assembly
GUUAUCACAAUCGGCAUCAGGUCAUUUGGUGAGAUUAUCUUUGUGGUUGGGGGCAACUAUUUGAGACUAAAAAUUGUUUCGUUUGUAGGAAUUUGACUUACCUGUAUCUACUCCGAAACAGCCACCAAUUAAUUAGUUAUUUAUUUUAAAUUGGUUUGUGCACUACACUGCGGUAGGCACCCAGAGUGCAGUAGUGCAGAUUGUGUACAGUGUUGUAGCUUAUGAGCGACGAGGAGGACACUAGAGAGGACGACCGGAUCUUGCGAUCGGCAAGGCGCUCAGUUGCCCAUUUGGCAUUAGGUCUAGAGGGUGACAAAUAUCUUUUCCGCCGGCGAAGGGAGAGGCAGCAGCAGCAAAGGAGAGCUAGGGCUGAAGAGGCAAGCAGAGCAUUCGUAAGUGAAGCCGCAGCUUCAGCAAUCAUGGCCACUUAUGCGCAACAGAGUUCCCAGGCUAGUAGUUCAAAAUCUGUAGGGUCAACGGUCGCGCGGACCCUGAGUCAGUCCACUGGCGUAAUGGCAAGCCAGCCAAUAGUGUUGACUUCCGACGAGAUCUCCAUACUACCAGCAGCAUUGCAGGAGGCACAACUACAGAAGGCAUUAGGAGAGAUAAAAGCGGAGAAAGAAAGGAUGAUUAGAAGAAGAGCUAGGAUGCAGCGGAGACAAGCGGACGUUAGUGAGCUAGACGAGAUGGAGCUGACGCACGUGACUGAUGAUGUGAGGACCAUACGGUCUGUCCUGCUAAAUGUAGUUGAAAUGCAGGACCAUCAGACAACCAUCCUUCAGGACAUUCAACAAAGUAUCGCCAUGUUGGUUGGGCGAACGCAGGCAGUUUUACUCACCUCCUACCUGAGAUGCUUUCCAAUGCCUCUCAGGAAUCAGUUGGCAGGUGAGGCCAACAUCAAUGUUCACAACUUUCCCUCGUUCAACAAGAAGGCCCUAGACCUGGAGGCGAAGAUAGGGCAUGGACAUAAUCCCACAACGGACAGUAGGAAGAAAACACUGCCUCCCAACUGGAAGGCGAAGGGCUGCAUUAUGUUUGUCGAUAACGAUGGUUCAACCAUCGAGUUAGACGACAACUUCCAGGAGGGAGUAGGUUCAAAGGCUGGCAGCAGAGAAACUUCAGAGGGUGGAGUAGUUGCUGCCGUAGCUCAGAAAGGCGAGCCGGUGAAAAUGCUGCUGGAGAUAGAGGGAGUAGUUGCCAAGUACCCUGAUCUAUUUGAAGAGCCGACAGGGGUUGUAGAGAGGGAGGUUGUCCACGCGAUAGAGAUUAUCCCAGGGUUUAGCAUCCCGAAGGGUAGGAUCUAUCGGAUGUUCGUGGAGACUUGUCAAGUCUGUCAGAGGGACAAGCCACGUACGCUGGCUCCUCUUGGGCUCCUGAAGCCCCUUCUGAUUCUCGAAUGGCCUGGUGAGAGCUUGUCCAUGGACUUCAUGGAUACACUGGUCACCAACAAGAGUGGGAUGAGAUACAUCUUCGUUAUCGUGGAUAGAUUUAGUAAGUAUGGUAGGUUAGUAGCAAUGUCGAAAACAGCAAGGACGGAGUAUGUGAUCAGAAUGUUCAAAGAGAAUUGGGUCAGGGAUUUUGGUUUACCGAAGUCCAUUAUCAGUGACAGGGAUGUCCGAUUUACCAGCGAGUUGUGGAAGGCCGCCGCUGCGGAACAGGGAACAUAGUUGCAAAUGACUUCUGGGAACCACCCAGAGGCCAAUGGCCAAGCCGAGCAACUGAACCGCGCUGUUCAACACCUGUUGAGGCAUUACGUCAAGCCCAACCAGGUGGACUGGGAUGAGAAGCUUGCUCUCAUCGCCAGUCUGUACAAAUAAUGUUGUACACAGCACCAUCAGGGUGAGCCCAAACAGUUUGCUAUCGACUUUCAAGCCUAGACUAUCCUUAGAUUUUCUCCUUCCUGAGAAUCAGUCAACUGCUGCACCAGGUACUUCAGAAUUUGCUUACCGGUACGAACAGAAGAUGAAGCAGGCUGUAGAACAGAUGCAGAAGGCACAAGCGGCUAUGAUAGAAUCAGUGAACAAACACCACCGCAAGUC